This is a messenger RNA of Lolium perenne, 1346 nucleotides long. RefSeq lists its product as uncharacterized. Lineage: Eukaryota; Viridiplantae; Streptophyta; Magnoliopsida; Poales; Poaceae. The record is from RefSeq and is a predicted model, not a curated record. Gene Ontology annotation, biological process: regulation of DNA-templated transcription. Gene Ontology annotation, molecular function: DNA-binding transcription factor activity; DNA binding.
CAGGCCUGCUCCUUCUCUCCACCAAAGUUACAAGCAAUCAUCUCCAUCGAUCGCGUCACCUCCCAUCGAUCGAUCAGUUCCUCUCACAUCACCCACAUUCUUCUCCAGUCCAGCUCCCCGGCCGGAGUCUCUGAUCGCUGCAGAUCGAGAGGAAGAAAUGUUGUCGUCGCACCCGCACGACGCGGCCAGCAUGCUGCCGUACGUGCCGCGCCCGCCGUCGCUGCUGGUGGACCGCCGCUACAGGACGGGCGCCGAGGUGGCGCCCAGCUGCCCACGCUGCGACUCGCCCAACACCAAGUUCUGCUACUACAACAACUACAGCCUCACCCAGCCCCGCUACUUCUGCAAGGGCUGCCGACGCUACUGGACCAAGGGCGGCUCCCUCCGCAACGUGCCCGUCGGGGGCGGCUGCCGCAAGAACCGCCGGGGUAAGUCCUCCUCCUCGGUGCGCCUGGCUGCCGACUCCUUCUCGGCCGGCCGGGACGCCGCGUUCGGUAGUUUCCCCGGCCCGCUCCGGCCGGACAUGGUCCUGGAAGGCAUGGUCGGCGGCAGCGGCCAGGCGAACCCUGGCCAGGCGACGCACACCGCCGCCGACGGGUCGUCCAUCGACCUCGCAAUGCUCUACUCCAAGUUCCUCAACAACCAGCAGCAGCCGCCCGCCGACAGCCUCGUCGGCGCCGUCACGCCAGACUCCACCAGCGACGAGGCAUUCGACACGUUCAGCGCGUCCAGCGACCUCAGCCCGGGCGCCGUUCUGGCGCCGCCGGGGCUGGACGGGUUCGGCGAAUGGUCCGGACCGUUGAGCGCCAGCGCUGACACCACGAGCGCGGCCACCAUGCUGUGCACGGACGCGAGCGUGCAGGCGGCGCUCGGCGAACUCAACUUCGCCAUGGACCAGAGCUGCUUCGACUCGCUAGGGCUGCCCACGGACGGCGCCGCGGGCAACCUCUCCUCGUGGUGCUCCAUCGUGCCGAGCUUGUCCACUUGGGAGGAGCCCAAGUACGACUCGCUCGAUUCCUUCCCCGACGACACCAUGAGCCUCCAUGAGGGCAUUCUUGCUGCCGAUCAUGACUGGACCGCGGAUUGCCAAGGCUUGGAGGCUCUCUACAUGCCCUGAGUACACGAUUCAUUUGGUGUUAUUUUUGUUGACAAUUCCUUCCUUUUUCUUUCUUUUUAAUUUAGUUUCAUUGGAAGAACUACAAAUAUACAUAGAUACCUAUAUAUAUAGUAUAUACUACUGUAUAAUGUAUGUUUUGAAAAGAGAGGAGGGGAUGAGGUAAUUACUCAUGUGAAGGAACUGAGGUUCAGUAUACUUGUGAAAUAGAUGUAAUCAGUCACCAGAAUAA